This is a messenger RNA of Carcharodon carcharias (great white shark), 1758 nucleotides long. RefSeq names its product outer dynein arm docking complex subunit 1 (gene odad1). The record is from RefSeq and is a predicted model, not a curated record. Gene Ontology annotation, biological process: outer dynein arm assembly; cilium movement. The transcript is spliced from 15 exons. Gene Ontology annotation, cellular component: axoneme. NCBI's taxonomy places the organism in Eukaryota, Metazoa, Chordata, Chondrichthyes, Lamniformes, Lamnidae. The coding region runs from base 84 to 1748 and encodes 554 amino acids.
UGAAAUUAACAGCAGGCUCUGGGGAAAGGAGCCUUGUCCAGGAUCUCACCCAACCCGCCAGCCAGAUAAUCUAGAAGACAGCAAUGCCUCGUGGGAGUGCCCUGAGCAACUGUUCCAAUGGCAGUGACAGGGACGUGGAGGGACUUGCUGAAACAGAGUUGGCAAAGCUGCAGCAUCAGUUUCGAAUCAUGGAGGGAGACCACCAGGCUUACACUCUCGAGUCACAGCAGCUGCUCAGGAAGCAAUUGGCGGAAGUUGAGAAUCUGGAAAAGGACCAUGGGGAGUUGAUGCUGAACCUACAGCUUUUAGAAAGUAAACGCAACCAACAGCAGGACCAGGAGAACAUGGAAAGUGUUCAGAACAUGCUGAGCUACCGGAACGAGCUGGAGGAUCAGAUUGCCAGGGAGAAGCAAAUGAUCGUGGAUCUGGAGCAGGAGAUAAAGAAGUUGGAGCAAAAAAUCUUUGAGCAGAAGAAGGGGCUGAGUAAAGAUGUUAAUGUUCAAGUGAUGAAUGAACAGGUGAUGAAGAACAUUGGGAUCAUGGAGGACAGGUUGGACAGGACUCUCAGGAAGUUUAAUACCCAUCUUACAAGGAAUGGACAGUUGAGGGAGCAGAUUGAUACGCUGCGCGUGGAACGCUCAAGGUUCGAGCAGCUCCAGCGGAAACUGGGAAAAGAACUUCUGGAGAUUCGGAAGGAAAUUGGUUCUGUGAUUGACAGUUCGACUGCCGCGUACGAAGCCAGGGAUGAGGCACAGACGAAGAUGCAGCAACUGAAGGAGAAGGCAGAGAAAGACUUAGCGUUGCAUGCAGCUGAGAUGAAGGAACUUCAGCGAGUCAUCGACCACGACAGGAAGCUGAAGGAGUUCACGGGAAUUAAAACUCAGGAGCGGUCGAAUGAAGAUGAGACAUUACACGGCACCUACAAACGAGAACACGGCGAUGCAGCAAGAAAAAGGAAGGACGCAAAGGAAGAGACAGUGGAGAUGUAUGAAGCUGCCUUACAGCAGAUCCGAGCGCUCACUGGGGAGGACAGCUUGAAUGUGCUGGUGGAAAAGUUCACAGAAGUGGAAGAUCGGAACUUUGCACUGUUUAAUUACAUCAACGAGCAGAACAGUGAGGUUGAGAGAUUGCAGGAGGAGAUUGCUGAUAUCCAGGCACAGACUGAAGCCUUCAAAUCACAGGAAGUCCAACGGGAACAAGAACAUAAAGCUAUUCUGAGGAAGAUCGAAACUCAACAGGAGGAAGCGAGCAAACUGGCCAUGGAAUAUGACAGCAGGAUCAAAGGGGUCAAAAAAAUACUGGACCAACUCAAAACAAAAAUUGAAUCAUUGUUUAAUAGAAUAAACUGUGAUCGAUCUAUUUUGGAUGAAAUGUUGGGAUCUUCAUCUGGAAUCCGAGAUAACAAUGUGAUGCAGUACCUGGGCCUCAUUGAACAGCGCACCAAUGAGCUACUAUCUAUCCAAUCCUACCUCGCAUCCAAGGAUUAUGACAAACCAUAUGACCCACGGGAAGCUGCCAUUUUGCUGAUGGGCCAGAAUCUGAAAAAUCCGACCCAGCCAGUGUACAUUGAACCUCCCACCACUGGAAAUGAUAAUGACAGUGACGUAGAAUCUCCAGUGACUGACGAGGAGGAGAGGCCCCUGACUCAGACUGAGCUACGGCAAAAAAUACUGAAAGGGGUGAUGAAGAAAGAAGCAAAGGCUCUGAAGAAAAGCAUUCAUUAUGACCGCUCUCAACAAAAGCCCUAAACCAAGAAAU